This is a messenger RNA of Chaetura pelagica (chimney swift), 3102 nucleotides long. It is a transcript of the gene SMARCC1, whose product is annotated as SWI/SNF related, matrix associated, actin dependent regulator of chromatin, subfamily c, member 1. The transcript is spliced from 27 exons. NCBI's taxonomy places the organism in Eukaryota, Metazoa, Chordata, Aves, Apodiformes, Apodidae. Gene Ontology annotation, biological process: positive regulation of DNA-templated transcription. The record is from RefSeq and is a predicted model, not a curated record. Bases 130 to 3102 code for a protein of 990 amino acids. Gene Ontology annotation, cellular component: SWI/SNF complex; nBAF complex; npBAF complex. Gene Ontology annotation, molecular function: histone binding; nucleosomal DNA binding.
GUCCAGGCUGAUGCUCCUACCAAUAAAACACUGGCUGGGCUGGUGGUGCAGCUGCUGCAAUUCCAGGAAGAUGCCUUUGGAAAACAUGUCACCAAUCCUGCCUUCACAAAGCUUCCUGCAAAGUGCUUCAUGGAUUUCAAAGCUGGAGGUACAUUAUGUCACAUUCUUGGUGCUGCUUACAAAUACAAGAAUGAACAGGGCUGGCGGAGGUUUGACCUGCAGAAUCCGUCCCGGAUGGAUCGAAACGUGGAGAUGUUCAUGAACAUUGAGAAAACACUAGUGCAGAACAACUGUCUGAGCAGACCAACCAUCUACCUCAUUCCAGAUAUAGAGCUGAAGUUGGCCAAUAAACUGAAGGAUAUUGUCAAACGUCACCAGGGAACAGUAACUGAAGAGAAAUCAAAGGCUACACACCAUGUUUAUCCAAGUCCUACCUCAAUGGAUGAUGAUGAAUGGUUGAGACCUGUGAUGAAGAAAGACAAGCAGGUGCUGGUACACUGGGGCUUUUUUCCAGACAGCUACGACACUUGGGUUCACGCCAACGAAGUAGAUGCUGAAAUUGAGGAUCCUCCCAUUCCUGAGAAGCCCUGGAAGGUUCAUGCCAAGUGGAUUUUGGACACAGAUGUGUUCAAUGAAUGGAUGAAUGAGGAGGACUAUGAGGUAGAUGAGAACAGGAAAUCAGUGAGUUUUCGACAGAGAAUCUCCAUGAAGAAUGAAGAGCCCGUGCGGAGCCCGGAGAGGAGAGACAGGAAAGCAGCAGCAAGCACAAGGAAGAGGAAGCAUUCUCCUUCUCCACCCCCCACUCCUGUGGAGUCUAGAAAGAAGACAGGGAAGAAAGGACAAGCAGCCUUAUAUGGGAAAAGAAGAGGGCAGAAAGAAGAAGAUGAGCAGGAAGAUCUUACAAAGGACAUGGAGGAUCCCACACCAGUACCUAAUAUAGAAGAAGUGGUACUUCCCAAAAAUGUGAACCCAAAGAAAGACAGUGAGAACACGCCUGUCAAAGGAGGAACUGUGGCAGACCUUGAUGAACAGGAUGAGGAGACUGUGGCAACUGGAGGAAAGGAAGAUGAAGAUCCCAACAAAGGUGAUCAGAGUCGGUCAAUUGAUCCAGGUGAAGAUAAUGUCACAGAACAAACCAACCACAUCAUUAUUCCCAGCUACGCAUCUUGGUUUGACUACAACUGCAUUCAUGUGAUUGAACGUCGUGCUCUUCCUGAAUUCUUCAAUGGAAAAAAUAAGUCCAAGACUCCAGAAAUAUACCUGGCUUACCGCAACUUCAUGAUUGACACCUACCGCCUGAACCCGCAGGAGUACCUGACCAGCACUGCCUGCAGGAGGAACCUGACUGGGGACGUGUGUGCUGUCAUGAGAGUACAUGCUUUUCUGGAGCAGUGGGGUCUCAUUAACUACCAGGUGGAUCCAGAAAGUCGCCCCAUGGCCAUGGGACCUCCCCCUACCCCCCACUUCAACGUCCUGGCUGACACCCCCUCGGGGCUCAUGCCUCUCCACAUCCGCACUCCGCAGAUUCCAGCUGCUCAGCAGAUGCUGAGUUUUCCUGAGAAAAACAAAGAGAAGCCUACUGACCUGCAGAACUUUGGCCUUCGCACGGACAUUUACUCAAAGAAGACUUUAGCAAAGAGUAAAGGUGCAAGUGCUGGAAGAGAAUGGACGGAACAAGAGACUCUGCUGCUCUUAGAGGCUCUGGAGAUGUACAAAGAUGACUGGAACAAAGUCUCGGAGCACGUCGGGAGCCGCACCCAGGACGAGUGCAUUCUCCAUUUCCUGAGGCUCCCCAUUGAAGACCCUUACUUGGAGAACUCAGAUGCAUCUCUGGGCCCCCUGGCUUACCAGCCUGUGCCUUUCAGCCAGUCUGGCAACCCCGUGAUGAGCACUGUUGCCUUCCUGGCCUCGGUGGUGGAUCCCCGGGUGGCAUCAGCUGCAGCAAAGGCUGCCUUAGAGGAGUUCUCUCGAGUCCGAGAAGAGGUGCCCCUGGAGCUGGUGGAAGCUCAUGUCAAGAAAGUACAGGAAGCAGCAAGAGCCUCUGGGAAGGUGGAUCCAACGUAUGGAUUAGAGAGCAGCUGCAUUGCUGGAACAGGCCCGGAUGAGCCAGAGAAAAUCGAUGGAGCUGAAGAAGAAAAAAUGGAAACAGAGACAGAUGGGCAGCAGUCUGAGAAGGUUGAGAGCAAAGCAGAGAGUGAAAUUGAAGAAGGUGAUAAAGUACAAGAAGGAGAAAAUGAGAGAAAUCCAGAAAAAGAGCAAGACAGUGAAGUGGCAGCAGACCCCAAACCAGAAGAAAAGGAGGCAGAAGAGAACAAGGAGAACGUUGAUGCAAGCAAAGACAAAGAGAAUGAGGCUGGAAAGAAGAAAGUGGAACAUGAAAUCUCGGAAGGAAACGUCGCUACAGCUGCAGCUGCUGCCCUGGCCUCAGCUGCCACCAAAGCAAAGCACCUGGCAGCAGUGGAAGAAAGAAAGAUCAAGUCCCUGGUUGCCCUUCUGGUGGAAACACAGAUGAAGAAGCUGGAGAUAAAACUUCGCCAUUUUGAGGAGCUGGAAACCAUUAUGGACAGAGAGAAGGAGGCACUGGAGCAGCAGAGGCAGCAGCUUCUGACCGAACGCCAGAACUUUCACAUGGAGCAGCUGAAAUACGCGGAGCUGAGGGCGCGGCAGCAAAUGGAGCAGCAGCACAGCCAGAACCCCCAGCAGCCUCACCAGCACCCCGGGGGGCCUGGCAUCACCCCCCUGGGGGCACCAGCACAUCCAGGCUUACUGCCCCACCAGCAGCCCCCGCCCUACCCCAUGAUGCACCACCAGAUGCCACCGCCUCACCCGCCGCAGCCCGGUCAGAUGCCAGGACCUGGCUCCAUGAUCCCUGGACAACCCAUGCCAGGCCGGAUGAUGCCAAGUGUGUCAGCCAACAUCCAUCCAGCCAGUGGUGGUCCCCCCCCACCUGGCAUGUCCCCCAUGUCAGGGAAUCUCAUUGGACCUCGUGUUCCUCUCGCAGCUCCCAACGGCAUGUAUCCCCCUCCGGCCCAGCCGCCCCCACCAGCAGAAGGGGUGACCCCCCCUCCAGCAGGAGCCCCGCCGGCCUCGGCCGCUCCCUAA